UACACUAAAAUGUCAAGGCACAUUAAUCACAUGUCAUGAAGGAAAACAAUAACAGCACAGUGAGUUCACAUAUUUAUGUAGAAAAUAAUUAGAUGACAAAUUCAGGAAAUAACUUUUUUAUUUUUUGUAUAAUGUAUAUUACCUUCUUUUGCGUUUGCAUGUGCGUAAUAAUUCUAAUUUGUGUAGGGACACAUUGGUUGCACGAGAUCGUGUCGAUGAUUCUACAGGAAGGAGCUGAGUAUACCAGUGGGCACAAAAUGAAUGUCAUGAUGGAAUGUACCAACAUUGAAGAAUUAAAUGAUCGUCCUUCGCCACGUUUCCUCAAUACCCACGUGGCAUUUCGUCACAUCCCAAAGAAACACGUAGAUAACGGAUACAAAAUCAUUCAUGUAUCAAGAAACCCAAAGGAUGUGAUGGUAUCAUUUUAUAACCACAUCAAAAAUGAUCCGAUGGCAGUCUGUACAGAAGAAGAUUUUCCUGGAACUUGGAACUACUUUAUACAGGAUAUGUGUUCAAACAAACACAAUUUAUAUGGGGGUUUUGUCAAUUACGAACGAGUAUGGGAGGAAGCGAAACAGACAAACAAAGCAACAAAUAUCCAUAGCGUGUUCUACGAAGACAUGAAAAAGAAUCCAGUUGGAGAAAUACAACGCCUGACAGCGUUUUUGAACAAAGAAUUAAGCCCUCAACUUAUACAGGAUAUUGCCGACAGAUGCUCAUUCAAAAAUCUUGCUGACGCUACAACUUCUGGCAAAAAAGGAGAGGAUAUAUUCCCGAAAAUUUCAAAGGAUAAAACAAAUUUCAUAUUCAGAAAAGGUACAACAGGGGACUGGAAGAAUUGGUUCACUGUCGCGCAAAAUGAAAUGUUCGAUCUAAUGGUGGAAGGGGAGUUGAAAGAUACUGGUCUAAAAUUCACAUAUGAACUAUAAAUAGACUAACAUUUUGUCAAAUACUACAAUGUAUCAGUUACAAUGUAAUGAGAGAUUGACGGAUUAUAUAUAAAAUUUUAUA
Molecule: messenger RNA, 1011 nt
Organism: Pecten maximus
Lineage: Eukaryota; Metazoa; Mollusca; Bivalvia; Pectinida; Pectinidae
Product: sulfotransferase family cytosolic 1B member 1-like
Exons: 4
Coding region: 93-929 (278 amino acids)
Biological process (GO): sulfation
Cellular component (GO): cytoplasm
Molecular function (GO): sulfotransferase activity
Source: RefSeq, a predicted model, not a curated record